Molecule: messenger RNA, 606 nt
Organism: Acanthosepion pharaonis
Lineage: Eukaryota; Metazoa; Mollusca; Cephalopoda; Sepiida; Sepiidae
Source: the annotation of a GenBank genome assembly
AUGAUUUUUUUUUCAGAAUGCAUCUUUCCUUUUUUUCUUUCAUUUCUCUUAUAUCACUAUCUUUCUCUUUUCAUCUCACAUCUCUCUUUAAUAUCUUUUCUUUUUAUCUCACCUGUCUUCAUUGUCAAUAUCUUUCCCUUUUUCUCCCCUCUCUCUUCAGUUUCAGUAUCUUUUUCUUUUUUCUCUUCUCUCUCUUCAAGAUCAAUAUAUCUUCCCCCUUUUGUAUCCCCUCUCUCUUUAAUAUCUGUAUUUUUCUCUUUUUAUUUCACCUCUCUCUUUAAUAUCAGUAUCUUUCUCUUUUCAUCUCACCUCUUUCUACAGUGUCAGUAUCUUUCCCUUUUUCUCCUCUCCCUCUUCAAUAUCAAUAGAUCUUCCUCUUUUGCUCCCUCCUCUAUUCAAUUCUGCUUAUCCUUUCUCUCUUUUCACUUCUCCCCCUCCAAAUGCCUUUCUUUUCUUCCUCUCCAAUUCUCUGUUUGCAAGAGAACCAUCAAAGAAUUACAAUGCAGAAAGGAAGACAAGAAGAAGACAGCAGCAGCAGCGGACAUCUUACAGACAACAUUACGUAUUUACAAUGCAUUAACUUUCAGCAAUGAAACCACUGUAUAA